This is a messenger RNA of Triplophysa dalaica, 2738 nucleotides long. RefSeq names its product L-rhamnose-binding lectin CSL2-like. The transcript is spliced from 15 exons. Gene Ontology annotation, molecular function: carbohydrate binding. Bases 1145 to 2137 code for a protein of 330 amino acids. The record is from RefSeq and is a predicted model, not a curated record. NCBI's taxonomy places the organism in Eukaryota, Metazoa, Chordata, Actinopteri, Cypriniformes, Nemacheilidae.
CGGUCCCGUUCAGUUUUAACACAUUUAACACCAUUCGGCCCUGCCGAUAACUUACAGGAAUGUUUCAUUUUAACAACACGGAAUGUUACUAAUUAAUCAACUAAUUAUCAAUGCAGUUAUAAGAAUCUGUAACCGACGGGAAUGGAGUGCUCCUUCAUUAUCUUCUGUCAGACGUCUAUCUUUCGUUUUUUCUAGUUUCGUAAGCGUUUUUUACUGUAAUUUUUCUUUUAUAACUAUUGUUGCUCUCUAAGUUUUUUAAUAAUUUGAGGCAGAAGAAUGUCACUCUCAGCCGCGGAAACGCUAAAGGGCAGGGCUAGUCAACUGCAGUUUUAGCACGCAACUAUUUGUCGUAUGCAACUGCAAAUAAGGGCGGGAAGCAGGCUAUUAGUGCAAGAAUGGAGGCGGGUCACGCCCUGAGGAGAGAAAGGUCAGGCCGUGAUGAACCCAUCUGGUCGCACGUCUUUACGUGAUGCGAAUUCGCAGAUCAGAGUUCAUCAAACUGGAACGCAGCGGCAUGCGCAACUUUGCAACCGAAACUUGCGUGUCCAGUCUGUCGCAUUCGCAUGUAUGGGAGUCAAUGGAGCAAAAAGACAGGUGUGACCGCGACCGAAGACGCCAUUUUAACGUCACAAUGGUUUCAGACGGUUUCAGGUUUGCUUCUAUAAAUAAGUAUCCAGAACAAUCUUCAUCAUCAGAAAGCUUCAUCCAUCUGUUCAUCAUUCUGCAAACAUGUUUCAUGGAGAGCUGAGCUUUCUCACCUUGUUGGUGCUACUAUGCCUGCAUGGGGUCAAAGCAGUUGACCUCAUCACCUGUGAGGGAGAAACUGCCAGUCUCACCUGUGCUCAAGGAACCAUUUUGGUGAUGUCUGCCAAUUAUGGGCGUACAGACAGCACAACCUGCUCUUCUGGAAAACCAGCGGGACCACCCUCAAAUGUGCUGUAAUUCUAACAAUUUUUUUUGCGUGUAACAAACAUUAGUAUGACACUAUUUUUCAUCAGCACAGGGAACCAUUAAUGUGCUUUCUGCCAAUUCUGGGCGUACGGACAGAAAAGCCUGCUCUCCUGGAAGACCAGCUAACCAACUCUCAAAUGUUCAGUGCAGACAGAGCACAUCCCUAAGUGUGCUGACCACUCAGUGUGAUGCAAUGCAGAAUUGUUCCAUUGUUGUGGGGAAUGCAGCUUUCACUGAACCUUGUCUUGGAACUUACAAAUACCUGAAUGUGUCCUACGAGUGCAUCUUACCACCAAGUGCACCAACGACAAAUCUGGUCACCUGUGAAUCAGAAACUGCCCGUCUCAGCUGUGACCAGGGAAACAUUAAUGUGCUUUCUGCCAAUUAUGGCCGUACGAACAGCUCAACCUGCUCUACUGGAAAACCAGCUAACCAACUCUCAAAUGUUCAGUGCAGACAGAGUACAUCCCUAAGUGUGCUGACCACUCUAUGUAAUGGACAGCAGAGUUGUUCCAUUGUUGUGGGGAAUGUAGCUUUCACUGAACCUUGUCCUGGAACUUACAAAUACCUGAAUGUGUCCUACGAGUGCAUCACACCACCACCGCCAAGUGCACCAUCAACAAAUCUGUUUACCUGUGAAUCACAGACUGCCCCUCUCAGCUGUGCACAAGGAACCAUUAAUGUGCUUUCUGCCAAUUAUGGACGAACAGACCAAACAACCUGCUCUACUGGAAAACCAGCUAACCAACUCUCAAAUGUUCAGUGCACACAGAGCACAUCCCUAAGUGUGCUGACCACUCAAUGUGAUGAAAAACCAGAUUGCUCCAUUUCUGUGAACAACGCAGUUUUUGGUGAUCCGUGUGUAGGAACUUACAAAUACCUGAAUGUGUCCUACACCUGCGUCCCAACAAUUAUUAUCUGUCAAGAUAAAGGCAGUACCAUUACCUGUGAGGGGAAUCGCAAACUUAACAUUCACUUUGCUAAUUACGGGAGGAGAGAUGCGGUGACCUGCCCUCAUUCUCGUGCCAGCGCCAUGUCCUCCACGUGCACAUCUUCACAGACCAGGAACCUCCAACUCCGGUGUAAUGGCAAGAGACGUUGUGUCCUAAAUGCUUCCAAUUCACAGUUUCAUGAUCAGUGCCCUCACAUCCAUAAAUACUUGGAGGUGUCUUACAGUUGUGAUUAAAUGGGAGUAAUUUUUGUAUCGUUCAUUUGUCUUUGCAACCACUUUGUUUAUAUGGUUUAAUGACAUAAAUGUAAUUUCACGAUAUGAUAUGAAGACAAUACGCUUGUUUAAAAUCAGAAUCCUAUUUUCUAUCAGAAGCUAAUCAUUGGUAAACUCUUGACAAGCUUCAUUCAUGACAAGCAGUUUUAUACCAUAUUGUUAAAGUAUUCCUUAUACUGCUUUGUAGUGUUUUUCCUUGUUCUGACAUACAAUUUCUUCACAGUGAAAGAUGACUCCGCAAUGUGAACACAUGCAAUUCUUUUACACACAAUUUAUGUGAUCAUUUAUUGAAUGGUAAAAAAAUCUUUUUAUUUGGAGUAAUAAUUACACUCAAGUGAUUUUAAUACAUUUAACUGGUUGAGGCAGAGUUUCAAUCAUGUAGAAUCAUGUAGAAUCUGAAUCGGUGAAUGUUUGAUUAACUUCAAUUCUGUAUUUUCUGAAUAUUAUAAAAAUUGCCCUUUUGGUUUUCAUCACAAGAGUGUUCAGUCACAAGAUAGUUCAACAGCUAGAAUAAUAUACUGUUUCAGGAUUUAUUAUGGGUUUUGGUUGCUUUUUUGUUUUA